Molecule: messenger RNA, 149 nt
Organism: Racocetra persica
Lineage: Eukaryota; Fungi; Glomeromycota; Glomeromycetes; Diversisporales; Gigasporaceae
Source: the annotation of a GenBank genome assembly
CAAUUUUACUUUUGCUACGAUAUCUCUUAAUUUAAAAAGAGACGAUCGAAUUAGUCGCACUUCUCCCACCAACCAAAAAUAUGCCAACAGCUCAUUUUUGGUGAAAAAGGCUCUUACCUGUCCAAGUGGAUCUCAUCUAUAUCCAGAUA